AUGGUUACCUUAACCCCUUAUUAUGCACAUGCUAAUGGGCAAGUAGAGGCAGCCAAUAAAAUCCUGAUAAGUUUGAUCAAGAAGCAUAUUGGAAAUAGACCUCGAACGUGGCAUGAAACUUUAAGCCAAGUAUUAUGGGCUUAUCGAAAUUCACCAAGGGGGUCAACAGAUACUUCGCCCUUUAAAUUGGUUUAUGGCCAUGAUGCGGUGCUACCACUAGAGAUUAAUUUGAAUACUUUGAGAGUGUCGAAACUGAAUGAUUUGCCAGUCCAUGAUUAUCGGAAUGCAAUGUUUGAUGAGUUGAAUGAAUUAGAUUCAGAGCAAAUUCUGGCACUUGAAAAUAUGGUUCGACAAAAAGAAAGUGUUGCUCGAAGUUAUAAUCGUCGAAUAAGAGAAAAGUAUUUCAGUAUAGGUGAGUUGGUUUAA
Messenger RNA from Arachis stenosperma, 426 nucleotides. RefSeq lists its product as uncharacterized. Gene Ontology annotation, molecular function: nucleic acid binding. The transcript has a single exon. The coding region runs from base 1 to 426 and encodes 141 amino acids. The record is from RefSeq and is a predicted model, not a curated record. Lineage: Eukaryota; Viridiplantae; Streptophyta; Magnoliopsida; Fabales; Fabaceae.